Echinostoma caproni is the source of this 852-nucleotide messenger RNA. Lineage: Eukaryota; Metazoa; Platyhelminthes; Trematoda; Plagiorchiida; Echinostomatidae. The record is from the annotation of a GenBank genome assembly.
AUGCUUGUUCCAGCUUCACAGGAUGAUAACCUUUGCCUGAUCUACGUGAUUCUUUGCAUGAUGUGUUCGGGUAAAUUAUUCCAGCUUCUCACAUUCUACGUUGACUCCGUGUAUCCCGGACCGUUUGGUGUGUCCAAACCGUGGUACUUUCCGUUUGUAUACCUAUGUCGCCGUAAGCCCAGUGCCCCGGUUGUGUUGGCCAGUGAGGAAGCGGAUGAUACGGCUCUCCUGUUAGGCGAAUCGGGUCGCAGUGUUCGUCGUCCACGUGCAACGACGAAAAGUAUGGAAGAAUGUGAAGUGCUCUGUUCCCGUGUCGCAAUCAUGGUGAAUGGUCGACUCAAAUGUUUGGGCACAUGUCAGCAUUUGAAAGAUCGUUUCGGUCGUGGUUAUAGUCUGGUGAUUCAGGUUGCCGCUCAGCGUACACCUCCUGAAUCCGCACGAGGUUCUCCGGUCCGAUUUGGCGGUUCGACAGACUCCGAUAGUUUGGAUGCGGACACACAUGAUGCUGCCGAUUUGACCGGUCAAAUUGCUUUGAAUGACGUGGUGAACCAGGGACUGUUGCAAUAUCAUUUUCCUCUCCCGGUUCGUGGAAGUCUUGAUUUGGGACGCAUCUUCAGUCUGAUCGAAGCGAACAAAGCUCGUUUGAAUGUGAUCAAUUAUAGUUUGAGUCAAACUACGUUGGAGCAGAUUUUCAUUGAUCUGGCUAAACUGCAACAGACCGCUUCAGAUUCUGUCCUUUCAUCGACUUGGCGUUGUCUCCCCGGUUUCCCGAUAUUCACCAAUUGUUGCUCUUGUCCUUCACGGUCCACUGCUUCCCGUCAGGACAGAGAACAAUUAACCGUUCCAGUCUAA